UAGGGUGGGUGGACGGAAGUGGGGCAGGGUUGAGGGUUAUUUAAAGAAGGGGGGUGCUGAGCGGAGGUUUUGGAAGCGGAGAGAUUCCCCACCCCUGCUCCAUCUAGCUCUUUCCAGUGCAGCCACUGCUGCCGCCCAGGAGCCCUCGUCCCCUUUCUUGUCCCCCUCGUUCCCGCUCCAACGCCAUGGAGCUGGACACCGCUGCAGUGGCAGCCACCGUGGCAGCGGCUGAUGCGACCGCCACAAUCGUGGUUAUAGAGGACGAUGAGCCGGGGCCGUCCACCUCUAAGGAGGAGGGAACGGCCACCACGGCCACCGAAGCCACCGCGGCCACAGAGAAGGGCGAGAAGAAGGAGGAGAAAAACAUUUCUCCAUUUCAACUCAAACUUGCUGCUAAAGCAUCUAAAUCUGAAAAGGAAAUGGACCCAGAAUAUGAAGAGAAAAUGAAAGCAGACCGAGCCAAGAGAUUUGAAUUUUUACUGAAGCAGACAGAACUUUUUGCACAUUUCAUUCAGCCCUCAGCACAGAAAUCUCCAACAUCUCCUCUGAACAUGAAAUUGGGACGUCCUCGAAUAAAGAAAGAUGAGAAGCAGAGCUUACUUUCUGCUGGAGACUACCGCCACAGGCGCACAGAACAAGAAGAAGAUGAAGAGCUACUGUCGGAGAGUCGGAAAACAUCCAAUGUGUGUAUUAGGUUUGAAGUGUCACCUUCAUAUGUGAAAGGAGGACCACUGAGAGAUUAUCAGAUUCGAGGACUGAACUGGUUGAUCUCUUUGUAUGAAAAUGGAGUCAAUGGCAUUUUGGCUGAUGAAAUGGGUCUUGGUAAGACUUUACAAACGAUUGCUUUGCUUGGUUAUCUGAAACACUACCGGAACAUUCCUGGACCUCACAUGGUUUUAGUUCCAAAGUCUACUUUAUACAACUGGAUGAAUGAAUUUAAGCGAUGGGUCCCAUCUCUCCGUGUUAUUUGUUUCGUUGGAGACAAGGAUGCGAGAGCUGCCUUCAUUCGUGAUGAAAUGAUGCCAGGAGAAUGGGACGUUUGUGUUACUUCUUAUGAGAUGGUAAUUAAAGAAAAAUCUGUAUUCAAAAAGUUUCAUUGGCGAUAUCUAGUCAUUGAUGAAGCUCACAGGAUAAAGAAUGAAAAAUCUAAGCUUUCAGAGAUUGUUCGUGAGUUCAAGUCAACUAACCGCUUGCUCCUAACUGGAACACCUUUGCAGAAUAAUCUGCAUGAACUCUGGGCCUUACUCAACUUUUUAUUGCCUGAUGUCUUUAAUUCUGCAGAUGACUUUGAUUCUUGGUUUGACACUAAAAAUUGCCUUGGUGAUCAAAAACUUGUGGAAAGACUUCAUGCAGUUUUAAAACCAUUUUUGUUACGUCGUAUAAAAACUGAUGUAGAGAAGAGUCUGCCUCCUAAAAAGGAAAUAAAGAUUUACUUGGGACUGAGUAAGAUGCAACGAGAAUGGUAUACAAAAAUCCUGAUGAAAGAUAUUGACGUUUUAAACUCUGCUGGCAAGAUGGACAAGAUGCGACUCUUAAACAUUCUGAUGCAGCUUCGAAAGUGUUGCAAUCAUCCGUAUCUGUUUGAUGGUGCUGAGCCUGGUCCACCUUACACCACUGAUGAGCAUGUUGUCAGCAACAGUGGUAAAAUGGUAGUUCUGGAUAAACUGUUGGCCAAACUCAAAGAACAGGGUUCAAGGGUUCUCAUUUUCAGUCAAAUGACUCGCUUGCUGGACAUUUUAGAGGAUUAUUGCAUGUGGCGUGGUUAUGAGUAUUGUCGACUCGAUGGACAAACCCCACACGAAGAAAGAGAGGAUAAAUUCCUAGAAGUGGAAUUACUGGGUCAAAGGGAAGCAAUAGAGGCUUUUAAUGCUCCCAAUAGUAGCAAGUUCAUCUUUAUGCUGAGUACCAGGGCUGGAGGUCUCGGAAUUAACUUGGCAAGUGCUGAUGUGGUUAUACUAUAUGAUUCAGACUGGAAUCCACAGGUUGACCUACAAGCUAUGGAUCGAGCACAUCGUAUUGGUCAGAAGAAGCCAGUACGUGUAUUCCGUCUCAUCACUGACAACACUGUUGAAGAAAGGAUUGUAGAGAGAGCUGAGAUAAAAUUGAGACUUGAUUCAAUUGUUAUACAACAAGGAAGACUCAUUGACCAACAGUCUAACAAGCUGGCAAAAGAGGAAAUGUUACAAAUGAUACGGCAUGGAGCCACACAUGUUUUUGCUUCUAAAGAAAGUGAGCUGACAGAUGAAGACAUUACAACUGUUUUGGAAAGAGGGGAAAAGAAGACUGCAGAGAUGAAUGAACGCUUACAGAAAAUGGGAGAGUCUUCUCUUAGAAAUUUUAGAAUGGACACUGAACAAAGUUUAUACAAGUUUGAAGGAGAAGAUUAUAGAGAAAAACAGAAGCUUGGUAUGGUGGAAUGGAUUGAACCUCCUAAACGAGAACGCAAAGCAAACUAUGCAGUGGAUGCCUACUUUAGAGAGGCUUUGCGUGUCAGUGAGCCAAAGAUUCCAAAGGCUCCACGGCCUCCAAAACAGCCAAAUGUUCAAGAUUUUCAAUUUUUCCCACCACGUUUAUUUGAGCUCCUGGAAAAGGAAAUUCUUUAUUAUCGGAAGACAAUAGGCUAUAAGGUCCCAAGGAAUCCGGAUAUCCCCAAUCCAGCUCUGGCUCAAAGGGAAGAGCAAAAAAAGAUUGAUGGAGCUGAACCUCUUACAGCAGAAGAGACUGAAGAAAAGGAAAAACUUCUCACACAAGGUUUCACAAACUGGACGAAGCGAGAUUUUAACCAAUUUAUUAAAGCUAAUGAGAAGUAUGGAAGAGAUGACAUUGAUAAUAUAGCUCGAGAGGUGGAGGGCAAAUCCCCUGAGGAGGUCAUGGAGUAUUCAGCUGUAUUUUGGGAACGUUGCAAUGAAUUACAGGACAUUGAAAAAAUUAUGGCUCAAAUUGAACGUGGAGAAGCAAGAAUUCAACGAAGGAUCAGCAUCAAGAAAGCACUGGAUGCCAAAAUUGCAAGAUACAAGGCACCAUUUCAUCAGUUGCGUAUUCAGUAUGGAACCAGCAAAGGAAAGAACUAUACUGAGGAAGAAGAUAGAUUCUUGAUUUGUAUGUUACACAAAAUGGGCUUUGAUAGAGAAAAUGUGUAUGAAGAAUUAAGACAGUGUGUACGGAAUGCUCCUCAGUUUAGAUUUGACUGGUUUAUCAAGUCUAGAACUGCCAUGGAAUUCCAGAGACGCUGUAACACUCUGAUUUCAUUGAUUGAGAAAGAAAAUAUGGAAAUUGAGGAAAGAGAGAGAGCAGAAAAGAAGAAACGGGCAACUAAAACUCCAAUGAUUUAACAUUGUUGGGCCAUUUAAAAAUGUGCAUAUUGGAGCAGAACAUUAAAUCUGUUUCCAUUUUAGUCACAGAAAAGAAAAGCAGAGUCAGCUACUGAGAGCUCUGGAAAGAAGGAUGUCAAGAAGGUGAAAUCCUAAAGCCUAGAAAUAAAGUUUUAAAUGGGAAACUGCUAUUUUCUUGUUCCCAUCUUCAAAUGCUAAUUGCCAGUUCCAGUGUAUUCAUGGUACUCUAAGAAAAAUCUCUUUGGUUUUGAUUUCUUGCAUAUUUUAUAUAUUUUACAAUGCUUUCUACCUGAAAUGUGUAGCUUUAUAUUUUAUGCAUUCUAGUAUUUUUGUGUACUGUAUUUUGUGCAUUUCAUGUCUUCAUCAAAAUCCUCUCAGUCCUUGUUCUUUUGAAGCUUGUGCUGAGGUUUUAGCUUUUCUAUGUUUUAUAUGCCGCUGCUUUGAAAGAGAACCUAGAUUCUAUAGCUGUAUUAUUGUUGUUUCAUACUUUAAAUUUAUAUGGCUGUGGAAAAAUGAAUUAAAAUGAUUUGAGGAGAAAGACUUUUUCACUUCUUUGUUGCUUUCUUUUCUAUUGAGUCUGGGCUUGUAUGUGUUACUGCAUACUGUGAUUAGCAUAAUAAUUGUUUCUUUGAGGUCAUCUAAAUAUUUUUUUUCCUAAAGGAAUAAAGGGUGAGAAAAGAAAAUAUUAAAAAACCCUAAUAUUUGAUACUGUGCUUGCUGUCAGUAUGCAUUACAUUUAAAUUAUUCUCUAAAUAUUCAAGUGGGAAAAUAUAAUAAAGAAAUGUCUAUAAGAAAUUUAA
Messenger RNA from Microcebus murinus (gray mouse lemur), 4132 nucleotides. Lineage: Eukaryota; Metazoa; Chordata; Mammalia; Primates; Cheirogaleidae. The record is from RefSeq and is a predicted model, not a curated record.